This is a messenger RNA of Diachasmimorpha longicaudata, 1044 nucleotides long. Its product is annotated as larval cuticle protein A2B-like. NCBI's taxonomy places the organism in Eukaryota, Metazoa, Arthropoda, Insecta, Hymenoptera, Braconidae. The record is from RefSeq and is a predicted model, not a curated record. The coding region runs from base 55 to 453 and encodes 132 amino acids. Gene Ontology annotation, cellular component: extracellular matrix. The transcript has 2 exons.
UUUUGAGUCAGUUGACUAACUCGUCCACUUUUCCCUGUAAUUAUUGUAGUCAAUAUGAUAGCCGAGGUCGUCGUUGUCAUCGCCCUGUCCGCCGCUGUCUCCGGAAGUGUAAUCCCCGCUGCGCCUGUAGCCCUGGGACCAGCGGUACCAGUGGCCCCCGUAUUGAAACCCGUCCACGAAUACGAUCCCCAUCCGCAAUACACAUACGCCUACGACGUUCAGGACGCACUAACCGGCGAUUCCAAAUCCCAACACGAAACUAGGAACGGAGAUGUCGUGAGCGGAAGUUACAGCCUCAUUGAAGCCGACGGAACCCGACGAAUCGUGGAGUACACAGCCGACCCCAUCAACGGAUUCAACGCCGUCGUCCAUCGGGAGCCAGCGGUCGUUAAGGCCGUAGUACCGGCGGUCGCGCCCAUCGCACCCGCUUCGGCUCUCGGCUUCAGAUUUUGAAUGACAACUUCAUAAUAAAAAAUUCGGUGCCGAGUUCCUACGCAGUAGAAAAAACUGGCCGUUAAUAACUCCGUAAGGGGUUAAUCCCCCCAUGAUCAGACCGACACCUCAUAGCAGUUCAAUUCAUAUUCGAUGAGAGCGACACAAAAAGCCAGAUAUGGGCGAUCCAUUUUAGGCUUGAUCACCAUUUUUUGGCCCUCAUAUACAUUUUCCUGGGUACGUGGUAAUUAUCAUGUCCUUGUUGACACCCCGACGGUGUCAAUUUUCACCUCAUUCAUUACUCCUUUCCGAAAUCAACGUACACCUUGCGUUCACGCCAAAAACGGUGACUUGUUCUCACUCCUUUUGGUGUGGACGCAGAGACGAAAUUCACUCAGAAUUUUUUACCGUGUGGUACACUGAUUGGAGUACAAUUACCACCAGAUUUCACAUGGCGUCGUAAGGCGUAAUUUCGCCGCCGGAACUCUACACCAUAUUUUUACAAUGUAUUAGACCAUUCAUUUGACUAGUCCUAGUUACAUAUAUUGACAUUUGUACAUAUUAGAAAAAAUAAAAGUGCAUAUUUUUACGUUAAUAGUGGACAAUAAUGCU